Messenger RNA from Guillardia theta CCMP2712, 417 nucleotides. RefSeq lists its product as hypothetical. The transcript has 4 exons. The record is from RefSeq and is a predicted model, not a curated record. The coding region runs from base 1 to 417 and encodes 138 amino acids. NCBI's taxonomy places the organism in Eukaryota, Cryptophyceae, Pyrenomonadales, Geminigeraceae.
AUGGAUUGGAACAUGAUAUGGCCGUUCAACUCGUCAACCUCCGUCCCCGCCGAACAAGCGCCGCAGGCUACGACCAUGCCGCUGCCGGAGUCCGGGCGGUUGGCCCAUAUGCCUGGAGGGACUCCAUUGGCAGCAUCGUUGCAAGAUGAUGAUGAGGAGUACGACGAGUACGAGGACGAGGACGAGGACGAGGACGAGGACGACGAGGACGAGGACGAGGACGAGGAAGAUGGGGAAGAGACUAGCAGCCGGCAGGAGCUGGAAGAGGAGGAGAAGGCAUCCGAGCACAAAGCUCUCAGUGCCACCUCCUCCUCCCGUCAUCGUCUCGGAUAUCCAGAGAUCCUGAAGCUGUGCACGAUCCCGUACGACGAUCGCAUGCAAGAACUGCGGAGUCAGGCUGGGAUUGACCGACAAUGA